Messenger RNA from Cyanistes caeruleus (blue tit), 2820 nucleotides. It is a transcript of the gene SUB1, whose product is annotated as SUB1 regulator of transcription. Gene Ontology annotation, biological process: positive regulation of transcription initiation by RNA polymerase II. Gene Ontology annotation, molecular function: transcription coactivator activity; DNA binding. NCBI's taxonomy places the organism in Eukaryota, Metazoa, Chordata, Aves, Passeriformes, Paridae. The record is from RefSeq and is a predicted model, not a curated record.
GGAGCAUACCCGGCCCGCCGGCGACCCCUGCCCCGCUCGUUUCCUUGCUGUCCUUUUCCUCCGCCCCCCCACGGUGCACCUCUACCUCCAUCCUAGAGCGUGGCUUGUGUGUGCUUCCUCACACCCUGUAUCCUGUGCAGUGCUGCAGCUUCCGACCUUGUGCUACAAGCUAUUACCACAGAAUGCCUAAAUCAAAGGAACUUGUAUCUUCAAGCUCAUCUGCCAGUGAUUCAGAUAGUGAAGUUGACAAAAAGGCAAAGCGGAAAAAGCAAGUAACUCCAGAAAAACCUGUCAAGAAACAAAAGACUGGUGAAAGUUCAAAAGGUGCAGCUUCUUCUAAGCAAAGCAGUAACAGAGAUGAGAAUAUGUUUCAGAUUGGCAAAAUGAGGUAUGUCAGUGUUCGGGACUUUAAAGGAAAAGUCUUAAUUGAUAUUAGAGAAUAUUGGAUGGAUCAAGAAGGUGAAAUGAAGCCUGGCAGAAAAGGUAUUUCUUUAAAUCCAGAACAGUGGAACCAGCUGAAGGAACAGAUUUCUGAUAUUGAUGAUGCAGUAAGAAAACUCUAAAGGCAGAGCCAUACAAAAACUUUUAUCAUUUAGUUGUAUUAAGCAGUCUUUUUACAUUGGCUUUAGUUUUCUAAAAUAUUGUUUUCCAAGCUAUUGUAUAUUUGGAUUGCAAAACAAUUUGUAAGAUGAAUACUUUUUUUAUGUGCAUUAAAAGUGUAUUCUGAGUGAGGCUAUUUGUGUAUACUUUACUAAAAAGAAUUGUGUUGCUUUCACCCCAUGGUGUUAAAUAAACAAAUCAAGUAAUAUGUAAAGCAUACUUGUUUAUGGCCUUUUGAUUGAAGGUGUUUGCUGAUAAGGCCACCUAAUAGCUUUAGUCAUUGUUUUAAUUUCAGUUUAGUUUACAGUUAAUAUGAAUUUGUUUUCUGAGGGGAUUUCUUAAAAUGUCCCAGUUGCAUUUUUUCUUUUAUUCCAUUUUCUUUGGUAUUGCCCUGCAGCUUUCUGCUUUAAGACGAUACAAACAGUGAAUACUUGGAAAAACAGAUUUUUGUAGAUAAUUUUCAAUACUGUAUUUGCUAAUUUACCCUUUUAAUCAGAUGUAAACAGUCUUUAAUAUAUAGCUUUUUCUGCAUUACUUGCAUGAAGGAUUAUGCUAAACAAUAACACUUGAACACAGGACACAUGCUCUCUCUUCCCAUUUUUCUAUAGCUUGCUUGACCUAGAAAAUACAGGUAGCCUUCUUUCUUGGUCUUUAGAUGUGAAGCAUAAACUUGAACAGUAAUAGACAUAUACCUCAGAAUAAUUCAGUAUUUAAAAGCUCCAAAUGUGGUUAUUAGUACACUCUUCAAGGUUUGCAUUAAAUUCAUUCUGGAAUACAUACUAAUCAGUUAUUCCAUAGAAAAGGUGUGGUUUAUCUGGCUGUAGGGUUUUUGUUCAUUUGAAAGUAUUGCACAAACAAUGAUGCUUAAGUUAGACUAUAACACAGGUUAAACAAUCAAAACAGGGUUAAAACUGCUGCAGCCAAAAUGUCUGUCUCAUGUUUCUGCCCUGUCCCUGCUGCCUGCCCAGGCCACCGAACUCAGGUUGCUUUCUGUGGCUCACAUGUGCACAGCUGGUUUAUCUUUGUGCAGAAGGCGCUUAGUGCGCACAGGGAGCUUACCCAGUACAUGGUGGACCAUGACCCAGCGAGCUUGGCUGGUCAGCCCUGCUACCUCCUGGACAGAAAAGCCUCUGCCCCGUGGAAGCUCUGUUACACAAGAUGCUGCCCUAGAGGAAGGGAUUCUGAGUCACAAACAAUGGGAAGGAGAAGAGCGAGAAUGUGAUGGAUAACUCGGAGAUGCAAAAAAGGGCACACCAGGAUGGAAGUUAAUGGUGCAAGAUAGAAGUUUGCUGGCAAAAAAUAACUGCAGUGAAGAAAUGGAAGCAGAAUUGGAGGAGUUCGUUUUCUGAAAUAAUUAAGCAAAGCAAGAAGAUAAAAAAACUUUAUGAAAAAGGACAUUUCAAGACUAGUGAAUGUCCAACUUAAUUAGUGUAAUUUUCCCAUUUAAUGAUAAUGUAGUCUCUAAAUUUUGUAUACAUAAACAAGAUUUACUUAUUUAGUUACAGAACAUUUUGAUAUAGUUUAUAUUACAAUCAUGUCUGCAAGUGCCAUAUUCUGUCUAUGUGCUGCAGAGUUCAUAAUGCGAAUAGGUAUUAAAGGCUGAGGAAGAGAGACUUCAUCAAAUCAAGUGCAUGCUGUUUAGUUAAAAUGUCACAUAUCUUCACUUGCUUUUUAACUUAUACCAUUGUUGACAUAUUACAAAUAAAAUUAAGAUCUGUUUUUGUAUGGCUCAAGAAAUCAUAAGUAUUUAAGAACUGCUUAAUUGCAGGGUGAAUAAAAGGGUGAAGAGAUGUUUGUAGUAGCAGAUGUAGUUUUGGGCACAGCAUUCUUUUUUGAGUGACUAUUAACAACAUAUAGGGCUAUUUGGACCAAAUACAAUAAAUAUGAAAUAGCUGCUAAAAUUUCACAGAUGAGUGAAUGAAAUAAAUUGCUUCAGAUCACUGUAGACAGGUUCUAGGCGUUUUUUAUUGCAAUCUAUAUAAUAGGAUUUUAUUCCUUUAAGUCUGAAAUUUUGCAGCAGAUUUCAUGUGUUUUACCUCAGAUCUUUGAAGUGGCUACUUAAAAGUGCAUGGUUAUGUUAGAGGGAAGAUUGCCUCACUUAGAUUGCUGUUCUAGUAGGUGAAUUAUGUUCAGGAGGAUGGGAAAUUAAAAUCAUUCAUUUAGGGAGAGUAACUGGAAAGGUUUUAAUAUAGCGAUUAGUUUUUGUGUGGAAAUUGAUGG